AUUAUAUCCAUACACUGAAUUCAACCGCCAAUAUGCCCAUCACGCACAUUGUUAUGUUCCAAGUCAAGCAGGGCCUCAGCGCCGAAACCGUCAACGACCUGUGUUUGCGGAUGCUGUCCCUCAAAGACAAAUGCAUCCACCCUGUUUCCCAGAAGCCGUAUAUUAUUUCCUCAUCCGGUGGCAUAGAUAACUCCCCCGAAGGGAUGCAGAACGGUAUCACGCACGCUUUUGUGGUUGAGUUCGCCAAUGAAGAGGACAGGGCUUAUUAUCUCGAGAAGGACCCUGCGCAUCUGGAAUUUGUGGGCAGUUUGAAGGACGUAAUUGAGAAGGCGCAGGUCGUCGACUUCACCAACGGUGUGUUUUGAAUGGGUCGAACGAGCUGCUUUUUGAAGCUUAGUUUACGAAUAUAACGAUUGCCCUUUGAAUCCCAUCCUCCGCCAACGCGAGCUCUGA
Molecule: messenger RNA, 453 nt
Organism: Aspergillus nidulans FGSC A4
Lineage: Eukaryota; Fungi; Ascomycota; Eurotiomycetes; Eurotiales; Aspergillaceae
Product: Dabb family protein
Exons: 3
Coding region: 33-365 (110 amino acids)
Source: RefSeq, a predicted model, not a curated record